AUGCCUAUGAGAAGAAUGAACAGAGUCAGCAAAGGUAGAAGACCGCCACCUCUACGUCUCCCUCCUUUUCCAUCCCGUCUCUUUGAUCCAGAUCAAACGGUGAUAGGUAUACAUAAGCAAGAUACUAUCUAUCCUCCCAAGCAACAGAUAAGACUUCUCAUCUGGGCAGGAAGAGUUAGGCUUGAGCUAAUGACCGUACCAGCGGAUGACAGCAAAAGUGUGCAAUUUUCUCCAGCUGGCUCUGUCUCCAUGACUCUCAACUUCUAUCAUAUGAAUCCUGAUGAUAACGAAAACAAUCCAUUGACUAAAGAACCCCAGAUCAGUACCGUGGAGCCAGAGCAGACACCCGUGUCCCUUCAGCACGCGUUCCUCGUGCGGAAGGUGAAAUGCGAUAAUGGGGGGCUUGAGUUCAGCUCGAUAGUUGUGCAAAGUGUUCACCUCAAACGGGUCUUGGCAAUGGUCAUGGAUGGCUACCCUGGCAUUUCCAUGUCACACGAGGGCAUGGAAAUAUUUGCUGAAGCUCGAGGCAAGGAAUCCGAAGCAGAAGCUAAGGCCCAUGUGGACUCACUCUACGAAGUCCUGUCAACAGAACUCAACGAUGUCAUCACUCGCAAGGACGACCUUGUCCUCUAUAACGUGAUCACUUUCAACAUGCUCUGGACCAUCUUCGAGCCAGGUCAUAUAAUUUUAAGCAUCGUGAACGGCUGCGAGCGCGCCUUUCGGCUUGAAGGUGGCGAAUACACUUCAGAUUCGAAAGAAUUCAAAAUCUAUGCAAUCUACAUUGAUUAUAAUGGCCACGUAUUUGGGUACAGGAAGUACAACCUCUCCAUCCCAGCCUUUGAAGGCACCACGUCUAUUAUGAUGUUGCCAGUGAUCCCUUUCGAGUACCAUAACGACAAGCACGCACUGCGCAAGAACCUGAUCCUUCGUGGACAGCGCUGGUAUCAGCACAAAGGUCUGGUAACGUAUAUGGGCCGAGAGGUUGGUCAUAACAUAAGCAGUCGGGUUAUGAUUGACACGGAAACGUAUCUCGCGUUCCAUUCAGACAAGUUCUCAAGGGAAUUAGAAGACAUAUCCGAGUCACUGGCUGAUGAACAAUUUCUUAUCGCAACUCCAAUUUUGCGCGGCUACUCUCUCGAUGACAGAAAAUGGAUGGAGUUCUUUGUCAUGGGCGUGUCGGAUAUUAUCUGGAACCCGCGACCCUUUACCUCUUUGGUCCUGCCGGAUGGCAUAAACGAAGAUCUGAAGGACCUAGUUCUUGCAUUCACCAGUUCUCAGUCAGCUAAAUCUGAAUUCUUUGACAAUGUACCUCAAGGGAAAGGCCGCAGUGUCACCAUGCUCCUCCACGGCCCUCCAGGUGUUGGCAAGACCCUUACGGCCGAAUGUGUCGCCGAAGUGAUGAAAGUGCCGCUUUACGCUCUGAGCGCGAGAGCGCUGGGAACGACUGCUGUGCAAGCUGAAGAGAGUCUGCAAUUUGCCCUUCGUAUGGUUGACAAAUGGGGUGCUGUGCUGCUUAUAGACAAUGCAGAUAUUUUUAUACAAGAACGCAACCCCAGCUAUCUCCAGAACAACGAGCUAUCGUAUGUACUAUUAACACUGCUGGAAAACUACGAGGGAGUAUUGAUCCUGGCUAGUAAUGGCGUUGAGACCAUAGACCCUGCUUUUGAAAGUCGUAUCGAUGUCCACAUCCAUUAUCCGGAACUUGAUGAUGAGUCCCGACGCCAUAUCUGGAAAUGCUUACUCGGAGAGACGGAGACGGAAUUAUUCUCAAAGUAUGAACUUCGUGACCUAGCGGGUCGCGAACUGAAUGGAAGACAGAUCAAAAAGUUGGUGAAAUCUGCCAGGACCCUCGCUCGCUAUCAGGGAACUAAGCUGAGCUAUGAACAUAUCUUGACUGUCAUGAAGCUGGUGCAUCCAGCUUAUGGGUGGACAGAUUGUUGA
Molecule: messenger RNA, 1941 nt
Organism: Aspergillus neoniger CBS 115656
Lineage: Eukaryota; Fungi; Ascomycota; Eurotiomycetes; Eurotiales; Aspergillaceae
Product: ATP-binding protein
Exons: 5
Coding region: 1-1941 (646 amino acids)
Molecular function (GO): ATP binding; ATP hydrolysis activity
Source: RefSeq, a predicted model, not a curated record